AUGGACCCACCUUUAUCGUCUCCGUCAACAGCAAACGCCGCCCUCCCUCUGCCGCCGUCGGCCUCCGGAGACGGAAGCGACGGAAACUUAGACGACGCAUGGUAUGGAAACAUCCAGUACCUGCUCAACAUCUCGGCCAUCGGGGCUCUCACUUGUCUAUUGAUCUUUGUUUUUGUGAAGCUUCGUAGCGACCACCGCCGCGUGCCGGGCCCCACAGCCAUCGCCUCCAAGCUUCUUGCCGUGUGGCACGCUACCAGCCGCGAGAUUGCGCACCACUGUGGCGCUGACGCCGCCCAGUUCCUGCUAAUCGAGGGCGGCAGCUCCGCCAUCCUCCUCCUCCUUGCCACACUCGCAGUUGCAGUUAUGCUCCCCCUCAAUAUCUACGCAGGGAAAGCCCCAAUUUCUGACCAAUUCUCGAAGACCACUAUAAAUCAUAUUGAUAAAGGUUCGCCUUUGCUCUGGGUCCACUUUAUUUUCGUUGUUGUAGUUGUUCUUUUGGUACAUUACGGUAUAAAUGCUAUUGAAAGUAGGUUGAGAAUUACCAGGUUUCGUGAUGGGCAUGGGAAUCCAAGCGAGCCCAGCUCGAAUUCAAGUGCCAUUUUUACUAUAAUGGUUCAUGGGAUUCCGAAAACUUUGGGGUUUGAUAGUACCCCGUUGGUGGAGUAUUUUCAACACAAGUAUCCUGGUAAGAUUUAUAGAGUGAUUGUGCCCAUGGAUUUGUGUGCAUUGGAUGAUUUGGCAACGGAAUUGGUGAAGGCCAGGGAGAAUAUAUCCAAGUUGGUGGCAAACAUUGAGUCACGGGGGCUGGUGGGUGAGGGCGAGUUUGUUGAUGAUGGACCUGAAGAAAGUGGGGUGUGGGAGAAGCUGCAUUUUCUUUGGAGGAGGUUGAAGGAUUUGUGGUAUCGAGUGGUUGAUGAACUGGGUUUCUCGGAUGAGGAGAAGCUGAGGAAGUUGCAAGAGUUGAGAGCUGAUCUUGAGAUGGAAAUGGCAGCUUAUAAAGAAGGGCGAGCAAGGGGUGCUGGGGUUGCAUUUGUCGUGUUUAAGGAUGUUUACACUACUAAUAAGGCGGUUCAGGAUUUUCGCAAUGAGAAAAGGAGGCGGAUUGGGAGGUUCUUCUCGUUGAUUGAGUUGCAACUACAGAGAAACCAAUGGAAAGUAGAGAGAGCUCCGUUGGCAAGUGACAUAUAUUGGAACCAUUUAGGAUCCUCGAAAUUCUCACUGAAACUGCGGAGAGUUUUUGUAAACACGUGCCUGCUGUUGAUGCUUUUGUUCUUCAGUUCUCCUCUGGCCGUGAUUAGUGCCAUAACAAGUGCUGUGCGGAUUAUCAAUGCAGAAGCUAUAGAUCAUGCUCAGAUGUGGUUGACUUGGUUGCAGAGUUCAAGCUGGUUUGCGACCAUAAUAUUUCAGUUUCUUCCGAAUGUUAUGAUUUUCAUCAGCAUGUACAUAGUGAUACCAUCAGCUCUUUCUUAUCUUUCAAAAUUUGAACGGCAUCUUACUGUGUCGAGUGAGCAGAGGGCUGCAUUGUUGAAGAUGGUUUGCUUUUUUCUAGUUAACCUCAUUCUCUUGCGAGCUCUUGUCGAGUCAUCACUGGAGAGUGCUAUUUUAAAGAUGAGCAGAUGUUAUUUGGAUGGUGAAGAUUGCAGACGAAUCGAGCAAUAUAUGAGCUCGUCUUUUUUGUCAAGAUCAUGCCUCUCGUCUCUUGCAUUUCUGAUUACAAGCACUUUCUUGGGAAUAUCUUUUGACCUACUGGCUCCAAUACCUUGGAUAAAAAAGAAACUUCAGAAAUUUCGGAAGAAUGAUAUGCUGCAGCUGGUACCAGAACGAAGUGAAGAUUAUCAGUUACAAAAUCACGACGAAGAGACCUUGCAGAGACCUCUGUUAUCCGAAAGGGCAUCUGAAAUCUUGGUCAGGAAUGGUGCAUUUUCAAAUGGUUCUCCGACUGCAGUAGAUUUUUCUGGACAGGAUCUGUCUGAUUAUCCUCCAUUCAGCAGAACUUCGCCAGUACCAAAGCAGACAUUUGAUUUUGCACAAUAUUAUGCAUUCAAUCUCACCAUAUUCGCCCUUACACUUGUAUAUUCUUCAUUUGCGCCUCUCGUGGUUCCAGUUGGUGCAGCUUAUUUUGGGUAUAGAUACGUCGUGGAUAAAUACAACUUCCUAUUUGUGUAUAGAGUACGAGGUUUUCCUGCUGGCAACGAUGGGAGAUUAAUGGAUACCGUGCUGAGUAUCGUGCGUUUCUGCGUGGACAUGUUCCUUGUUUCUAUGUUGCUGUUCUUUUCGGUAAAUGGAGACUCCACAAAGCUUCAAGCCAUAUUCACACUUGGGUUGCUAGUAAUGUACAAACUUUUGCCCUCGGAGCACGACGGUCUUCAGCCUGCUUUAUUGCAAGGUAUACAGAAUGUUGAUAGUGUUGUUGAUGGACCUCUAGAUUAUGAGACUUUUUCACAACCAACAUUUGAAUGGGAUACGUGUAAUUCUUGA
Molecule: messenger RNA, 2478 nt
Organism: Fraxinus pennsylvanica
Lineage: Eukaryota; Viridiplantae; Streptophyta; Magnoliopsida; Lamiales; Oleaceae
Source: the annotation of a GenBank genome assembly